Messenger RNA from Parastagonospora nodorum SN15, 264 nucleotides. RefSeq lists its product as hypothetical. The record is from RefSeq and is a predicted model, not a curated record. The transcript has 2 exons. Bases 1 to 264 code for a protein of 87 amino acids. NCBI's taxonomy places the organism in Eukaryota, Fungi, Ascomycota, Dothideomycetes, Pleosporales, Phaeosphaeriaceae.
AUGGCGCAAACGUCGGUGGUGUCGAAGUGCUCUCCACAAGGGGAUAAGGACGCCUUCUCCAGCCCUCGGCUCUGCGUUUGUUGGGGCGCAAGAAAAACGCGGGAGCAUGAGCUUCUGGGCCUGUCUAGCGUUUCCAUGCCGCCAUUCUCGAAUCAUUCAAGCCCGCCUAGUCAUGCACCAACUCUGCACUUCUCAAACGCGCCAGUGCGCAAAAAGGUGCGAUACCCGGGCCCCACCGCUCGCAGCAGGUUUAUCGACGUUUGA